Sander lucioperca (pikeperch) is the source of this 756-nucleotide messenger RNA. It is a transcript of the gene ssna1, whose product is annotated as Sjogren syndrome nuclear autoantigen 1. The transcript is spliced from 3 exons. The record is from RefSeq and is a predicted model, not a curated record. Gene Ontology annotation, cellular component: centrosome; ciliary basal body. NCBI's taxonomy places the organism in Eukaryota, Metazoa, Chordata, Actinopteri, Perciformes, Percidae. Bases 256 to 600 code for a protein of 114 amino acids.
ACCCUGAACGGCCCAAAGAAGAAGAAGUGGAUCAGUUGUCCGGGAAACCCGCCAUGUACGAGCACUUCGUUGGAAACACUUCUCUGUGGGGAGGCGCUUGUAUUUUUGGAUACAAAAAGAGACAGAUUACAAGUUAGCUGGCCGCAGGAAUUUAGAUAACAAGUAACUAGCUAUCUUAAGCGGUGCAUAGCCGCGGUUACAGGUUAUAACGUUUGCUAGUUAACUGAAGCGGACGUUAGCUAGAUAAAACCCAACAUGACCCAACAAGCUGCUGCUCUGCAGACUUACAACAAUGAACUUGUCAAAUGUAUUGAGGACCUGUGCUCCAAGCGAGAGGAGUUGAACAGUCAGAUCAAGCAGGAGGAAGAGGAGAAGGAGCGGCUGCAGCACGACAUCCGCAUCCUUUCGGAGAAGCUGAGCCGAGUCAACGAGAGCCUGGCGCAAAGACUCACCGCCCGCGCCACGUUCGACCGCACCAUCGCAGAGACCGAGGCUGCAUACACUAAGAUCUUGGAGAGUUCCCAGUCUCUUCUGAGCGUCCUGAAGCAGGAGGCAGGAAACCUGAGUAAAGCCACAGAGCCACGGAGAAAGGCUCAAUAACGCCAAUGAAAUGUCCCUGAACUCUCCUUUUGACCUCAACAGCAACCCUCGCCUCUGCACUUUUAACCGUUCGUACUCCACUCUGGACUCAAGUGUAAUAGAUUUGAUUGAUUUAUUGUAAGUUUCUUAUUCUAAUAAAUGUGUUUCUCAUCACUA